CUUCAAUCGACAAAGAAAAUGCGAUCGCUCUUUGAACCUUCGUUGAAAUUUCUAAUUUUUUACUCUUUUUUUAAUCAUCCUUCGGCCUAUCAACGAGACAAAAGAUAUUUGGUUUUUCCACCACCGGGUACCAACGCUCCAACUAAAGUACAGCUAAUCCUCGGGCUCGGUUUACCCAUGGAGAUCGACGUCAGCAUGAUUAUCGGAUAUGUGAUGAAAUUUAAUUACGUCCUGCCCUAUAACGCCUCCUACUUGACGGAUUCAUUCGUACGGUAUGAGAGAUCGAUCGACCAUGACGAUUCCGUGAAGGAGAACAAUGGAUUUGACAUUCGAACAUCGAAUAUACUUGAUUCACCGACUACAUCCAGGUGGGAACUCUACGAGAUCCUCGAAUCGAUUUUGGAAAAUUCACAUUAUGGCAAAGUCUGCCUUUUAAGAAUGAUUUGCGAAGUUGCUGAUGUACCAUUUAAUAGAAUGCACGGACUUGCAGGACAACUAUUUCAUGUACUUCUCACGCCUUCAACAACGUCCGAUACGUUUAGAACGCAUGCCGAUCAGGAAUAUCACGGUGCGGAAUUGGCAGGUCGACAAAAUCCCGAGCGAUGUCAGAGUAUAUUUUCCGAAUGUCCGGAAAGUCUGCUCGAAUACUUUACCGAGAUUCGAGAAUAA
Molecule: messenger RNA, 669 nt
Organism: Vespa mandarinia (Asian giant hornet)
Lineage: Eukaryota; Metazoa; Arthropoda; Insecta; Hymenoptera; Vespidae
Source: RefSeq, a predicted model, not a curated record